AAAUUAAACGCGGGUACCAGUGCUUGUUGUAAAUUCCAUUCGCAGCAGUUUCAGGCUGCACAGAACAAUCGUUGCACGAAAAUCAUGUAUUCAUCACCUUAGAUUGUUCGAAAGACACGCAGCAAUGCAGGCUGAAGAUGCAAGAUAUCUGAAAAGGAAGGUGAAGGGAGGCAGCAUAGAUGUUCAUCCUACAGAGAAAGCGCUGGUGGUCAACUAUGAGUUGGAGGCAACCAUCUUGGGAGAGAUGGGAGACCCCAUGUUGGGGGAGAGGAAAGAAUGCCAGAAAAUAAUCAGGGUUCGGAGCCUGAACUCUGCCACAAACAUCGCUGCCCUGGCCAGGGAAGUAGUGGACAAAUGCAAGCUGAUCCAUCCCUCCAAGCUGCCAGAGGUCGAGCAGCUGCUGUACUACCUGCAGAACAGGAAGGAAACGGCGUCAUCAGCUGGUUCCAAGAAAGGAGUGAUGACUGGGAGAUUGAAAGACCCACCACCUUAUGAGGGGACGGAGCUGGAUGAGCAAGCUAACAUCAAUGAUGUAGAGGAUUACAUUGAGUUACUGUACGAGGACAUUCCGGAGAAGGUUCGCGGCACGGCGCUCAUACUACAACUGGCUCGGAAUCCAGACAACCUGGAAGAAAUUUUGCAGAAUGAGACUGUUCUUGGGGCGCUUGCUCGCGUCCUUCGCGAAGACUGGAAGAGGAGUGUAGAGCUUGCCACCAACAUUGUCUACGUCUUCUUCUGCUUCUCCAGUUUCUCCCAGUUCCACAGCGUCAUCGCACACUUCAAGAUCGGCGCCCUCGUCAUGUCCAUUGUUGAACACGAGAUCAAGAGACACGACCUGUGGGUGGAUGAACUCCAGAAGAAGAGGAAGGCUGCUGAGGAAAGUCCUCAAGCCAAGAAAGAUUAUGAGAAGAACAUGAAGAAGUAUCAUGGACUCCUGAAGAAACAAGAACAGCUCCUCAGAGUCUCCUACUAUUUACUGCUGAAUUUGGCGGAGGACACCAAGGUUGAGAUGAAGAUGAGGAAUAAGAGCAUUGUCCCCAUGCUCCUCAAGACGUUGGACAGGGACAACUACGAGCUGCUCAUCCUGGUCGUGUCGUUCCUCAAGAAACUCAGCAUCUUCUCAGAAAACAAGACUGACAUGGCACAGCAUCAAAUUAUUGAGAAAUUGACAAAGCUGAUCCCUUGCGAUCAUGAGGAUUUACUGAAUAUCAGCCUUCGUCUUCUGCUGAACCUAUCCUUUGACACGGACCUCAGAGGCAAGAUGAUCAAGCUUGGACUCAUGCCAAAACUUGUUGGCCUUCUAGGCAAUGACAACCAUCGAUUGAUCGUUCUAUGCAUUCUGUAUCACAUCAGCAUGGAUGAUAAAGCCAAGUCGAUGUUCACCUACACUGACUGCAUACCUAUGGUAAUGAAGAUGAUUCUUGAGAGUCCCGGUGAACGCAUUGAGCUAGAGCUAGUCUCUUUAGGCAUCAACCUGGCAUGCAACAAACGCAACGCGCAACUCAUCUGUGAGGGCAACGGGCUGCGACUCCUGAUGCGCAGGGCGCUGCGAUUCAAAGACGGACUCCUGCUGAAGAUGGUGCGGAACAUCUCACAGCAUGACGGCCAAACCAAGACGCAAUUCAUUGAGUACAUCAGCGAUAUCGCCAGCGUGGUCAAGAACUCUGAUGAUGAGGAGCUAGUAGUUGAAGCGCUAGGCAUCCUGGCAAACCUGACCAUACCAGACUUGGACUAUGAGCUGAUCCUCAAGGAGUACAAACUGGUGCCUUGGAUUACACAGAAACUGGAACCACGUGCAGCAGAGGAUGACCUUGUGCUGGAGGUCGUCAUGUUGGUUGGCACGGUGGCUAUGGACGACUCGUGCGCUGCCAUGUUGGCUAAGUCCGGAAUUAUACAGAGUUUGAUUGAAUUACUGAAUGCUAAGCAGGAGGACGAUGAGAUAGUGUGCCAGAUUGUUUACGUCUUCUACCAGAUGGUAUUCCAUGAAGCGACGAGAGAAGUCAUCAUCAAGCAGACUCAGGCACCAGCCUACCUGAUUGACCUGAUGCAUGACAAGAACGCUGAAAUACGCAAAGUGUGUGAUAACACGCUGGAUAUCAUCUCAGAAUUUGAUGAGGAAUGGGCCAAGAAGAUCAAACUAGAGAAGUUCCGUUGGCACAACUCCCAGUGGCUGGAGAUGGUGGAAUCGCAACAGAUGGAUGAGAGCGACGGUAUGAUGUACGGCGAUGAGGGAUACAGUCCUUACAUCCAGGAGUCUGAUAUACUGGAUAGACCCGACCUCUUCUAUGGACAACAAGGUUAUGAUGAUGGUGAGAUGUACGAUGGAGUUGUCACUCCUGAUUACAUUGAUGAAUAUGGCAAUGUACAGAAUGGUGACUACAUGGGCUCCCCUGGCUCCGCGAUGUAUGGCAACAGAUAUAGCCAGGAGUUCCGACCAGAUUCACGCAUCCAGUACGUCCCAGGCGGACAAGCCAUCGAUGAAUACGGCCAACCAUUGGAGGUAUACGGGGGACCAGCUGUUGACGAGUAUGGCCGGCCAGUACAGGAGGGGUACGGUUACCAGACCCACGGCUCACAGGACUAUGGCUACAGGGGAAGCUACGAUUACAGAUAGGGAGUGUGGGAUCGGGAUAGUAAGGUCAUCCAUAGGUCACAGGGUCAAAGUUCAAGAUGACGAUGGCAAAAUGUGUGUUUCUCAGUACUUUUCAAACUGUACUCAAAAUAAUAACAGAAUCGGACCCUUCGUUGAUCACUUCAAAACAGUACUUGGUAGUGUCAUUUGAUAGUUUUUAACAUUAAAUGAAUGUCUACUUGUAAGUAGUUGGCUGCAUAAAUUUGAGAUGGCCUCUACUCAGUUAAAUCAACUGUAUGGGUGCGAGUCAUCAGCAAAGGUGGGAAAUUUGUCUUGUAGACACUUGUCCAUAUUGUAGACUUAUGGGUCGUUUUAUAGAUUAAGGGUCCAAAGUGCGACAUUUUUCCUGUCCCUGUUGCCCUGGUAUUUCAAGUAUCAUUAAGAAUAAGCUCAAUUUUUUAUUUGUUGGGAAGGACGACUGGGAAGGACGACUGCGUGUAAGGUGUACAUCAGAAUUAUAAAAUCUUAGAUGUAAGAUGCAACCGGGACAGGAAAAAAAGUGGACCUAAAUUUAUAGAACGACCCUUAUAGAUGAAAAAGAUGAGAUAUAAGUCAUGUCAGUACACGAUCCUCAUUAAAUGAAACAUGGUUGUAACU
This is a messenger RNA of Patiria miniata (bat star), 3229 nucleotides long. Its product is annotated as kinesin-associated protein 3-like. Gene Ontology annotation, biological process: cilium organization; microtubule-based movement. The record is from RefSeq and is a predicted model, not a curated record. NCBI's taxonomy places the organism in Eukaryota, Metazoa, Echinodermata, Asteroidea, Valvatida, Asterinidae. The coding region runs from base 125 to 2614 and encodes 829 amino acids. The transcript is spliced from 19 exons. Gene Ontology annotation, cellular component: ciliary transition zone; axoneme; kinesin II complex. Gene Ontology annotation, molecular function: kinesin binding.